Messenger RNA from Melanaphis sacchari, 3549 nucleotides. RefSeq lists its product as uncharacterized. The record is from RefSeq and is a predicted model, not a curated record. The coding region runs from base 450 to 3410 and encodes 986 amino acids. Gene Ontology annotation, molecular function: protein binding; DNA binding. Lineage: Eukaryota; Metazoa; Arthropoda; Insecta; Hemiptera; Aphididae. The transcript has 16 exons.
UCUUCAUACGACGCCCUGCCAUCACGUAGCACAACCGUCAACCAUACUAUACUACCACUUGUCUUUUCUCUUCCCCGCUCGUACAUCACCGGUUCCCGCGAUUUAUUUGUUGAUUGUUGACAUCCACUGAUCCACUGAUCGACAAACGAACGCGUUAACGACGUAUAUUUACCGAAUGUAGUGCUCUCGUGUUUUCCUCUCUCAUAUUGUUAUCGGUUUCUCGAACGGCACCCGCGAUACGAAUUCUGCUCGCAUGUUAUCGUAAUUAGGUCUCCGUUCGUCGUCCCACCGAAAUCCGUAUCCAUGUAAUCUGACUGGCAGCGCGUUUCCCGGGUAACUGGCGUUCGUAGUCUCUUGAACGACGAUUUUCGGACGACUCUGUCCUGCUUACCACACGUGAUCCGUGUGUUUCCUGCCUUCACAUCCUGUAUUGCAAACAAGUACCAACAAUGGAUAAUUUGGAGAGAAAGAAAUCUGCUGGUUUAAAAGAAACCAACAAUCUUUUAAACCUAGAAGCGCAUUUUGUUGGAUUUGAUAUUAAUGAUGAAGUAUUGAUAAUUAUUGAAAAUAAGAAAAAAUCUUUAAAAAUGGAACUUAGUAAAGAAACAGGUGAACCUAUGGAAGUAGAUGAGCCAACUGAUGGUCCACCUAUUGUUAAUAAUAAUCAUGUUAAUAAAAAGAAACAAUCUAAAUCAAGUAUAUCACCAGAACCUAACGAUAAGACCGUUCGAAGUAAUAAAAGACAAAAGAAAGACAACACACGCAGCAAUGCCUUAGAAUCUUCAGAAUCGCUUAUUCCUCUAGAAUUUUCUACUCCAACAUUCAACUUAACCUCUUCUAACACUAGAACGCGCCGUAGUACAGGCAGAAAAAUGAAUGUUGAUAUCAGUGAUGCUAUUUUUAAACUUCCAUUUGAGCACGGAUGGAAACGAGAAUUAGUAUACAGAACAUCAGGUGAAUCUACUAUUAUUAAUCGGUCAAAUAGAAAUGGUGAUGUAUACUACUAUUCACCAAAUAACCGAAAACUUCGAUCUUUGCGAGAAAUUCAGGAACAAUUAGACAUCUCAUCUGAUAAAACUUCUCUUACUAUAGACAGUUUUACUUUUUUAAAACAACCAAUUGGCAUGAAUGAUCGAUCAAAAGAAAUUAUCAGAGAUGCAAAUUCUAAAUUAUCUAAGGAGGACUCUUUUGUUGGUGUUGCUGUUCGACCUAAAAAAUCUAAAACACCUGUACAGCAGCGGCCACCAUAUGAUUAUGAAUUGUCAGAUGAUGAAAACAACAAGUCAGCAAAUAAAAUGAAAAUUGUUUUUAAAAAUGCAAAGACCUCAAGAUCAAGAUCUAAAAAAGGAAAUUCAGAAUUAAUGAAUACAUCGUCAUCUACACCUGAAUAUGUAUCUGAAGACUGGCAAGCCAUUCAAUCUAGUGUGUCACCAAACCUUGCUUCUCCUAAACUUGAUAAUGUUGAUGUAGAUAGCAAAAUCAUUAAAAGACGGUUGUCAACAUCAGAUGGAGAAGUCAUCAUGCAGACUCCUUGUGGUAUACGGUGUCCCAAUAGUGAUGAACCUGCUACGUUAAUGUGUGCUCAAUGCCUGGUCUACUAUCAUCCAGCAUGUGUCAAUUUAAAUGCUAAUUUAAAAAUUGUUGGUUAUGUAUGUAUAAACUGUCGGUCUACUAUGAGACAAAGAAAUAGACGUGUACAGUCAUCUCAUACUGUAAUUGUUGGUGCUACUGAACCAGAACAACUACGUGUUGAACCUAUUCGUAUACGACAAGUUCAUCAAGCAUCAGAUACGCCUAAUUUCUUUAUUGAUAGAACACCAAUUUCUCCUAAAAUUGAAGAACCACAUUAUGAAACAGAUGAAUAUAGUGAUGAAAGUGAUUCUGAUUUAUUAAAUACUGUUAUAUGUCAAGGAAAUGCUUACAAAACUUCAAUGGUUGAUGGUAGUUUUCAUGAACAGUAUGUUUAUGAAAUGAAACAAACACGAGGACCUAGUUUGAUGACUUGUGUUAUUCAAGAACCCAAAAAUUUGGAUGAGAAUUUUGAAAUGAAUGGUUCAGUUAGAGCAAUUUCAACUCCUUUUGCAUCCAUGCAAUCAUUCAAUUACAUGGUCAAAGCUUUGAGACACGUUUUUAAACAUCUAAAAACAAAUGAGCUUUUAUCAGCUUCUAGAGUAUGUACCGCCUGGCAUAUAAUCGCAAUGAAUAAGUUCUUAUGGCAAAAUGUUCGUUUAAAAAAUUCUAUGGUCUAUGACUGGGAAAGGUUUGUAGACUCUAUUGAUCAACAAAGAACUGAUACAUUAGAUACUAGACGAAUGUUAAUACCUGUAAAAAUUGAAGAAUUUGAAAAUUUUUGGUUGAAUUUUGCCAAAGCCAUGAAAAGAGCACAGAAGUUAAAAUUUAUUGAAUUGUAUAGAUGUCCUACUCAUGUAGUUGAAGAUAUUAUUUACUCGUUACCUCAACUUGAAAUACUUAAUGCUACUUCAAUUAAAAAUCCUAAUGUUACAAAAGAAGCGAAAAAUACUAACGACUUUAUGGUCCUUAACUUAAAUUAUUUAGGCCAAAUGACAAAGCUCACUGAAUUGAGACUAAAAGGUUUAACUGGAAUCAAAUUAACGUCAUUGCCAUCAUUUGGAAAUUUAGUAAAUUUGAAUAAAUUUUCAUUAACCUCUAUUAAGUCAUUUCCAAACGACAUCUGUCAGAGUUUGGAUACUAUUACUGAUAACAUAGAGUUUUUGGAAAUUGGUGAUUGUGAUUGCCUACCAAGUGAUUUUGCAUUGUCACUAAAAAGAUUUGUCAAUUUGAAAUCAUUGAGAUUAGAAAAUUGCUGUGGUAAAUGGGAAAGUUUUGCACAAGAUGUUUUUACUGUUAUCAGGGGUCUUGAAAAGCUCACUAUUCUGGAAUUGAUAAACAUAGAAUUCAGUAAUUGUGUUGAAGAUGAAUUAGAAAAAUGUCUUGGUAUUAAAGCUCUAUUGAUUAUUCCUGCUUAUGUGAGCCAAUCUGCUACUACCAACUGCCACUUGAUUGACUGCCUCAAGAAACUUUCCAAGACAUUAACACACUUGGUUUGGGGAUUGACUCAUGAAUUACUUCGUGUUACAGACUUAUUUAUAACUCAAUAUCAACAAAACCAGCAUAGUAUUGGUUAUAAUUUAGAAUUAUCUCACACCAAAGAAACAACUAACAAUAUACCUAUACUAAGGACUAGAAAACCCAGACAGCGACCCGGAGAUGAGCCUGCUCCCGAAAAAGAUAAAGACAAAGACAAAUCAGACAACGUUGAUAUACUCUCAGUUCCUGCUCUAGAGAAAUUGCUAGAUACAAUGAUGCCUGAUGCUAAAACUAAAGUAAUUAAGGUUCCCUUUUCUGGAACAGUUAGAGUGUAUUUGAGUGAACAGUUUAAUGAUCUUUGAAUUAAAUGUGUAGUAUUCAUUUGUUUCAUUACACAAAAACCUUUUCAUAUUAUGAUUCUAUUUUUAUGAACAUGAAAAACAAUUUUUUAUCAUUCAAGGUUGAAGAUAUUAAUAACAGUUUAAAUUAUUAGUUAUAAUG